Messenger RNA from Betta splendens (Siamese fighting fish), 1767 nucleotides. RefSeq names its product sirtuin 6 (gene sirt6). Gene Ontology annotation, molecular function: NAD+ binding. The record is from RefSeq and is a predicted model, not a curated record. The transcript is spliced from 8 exons. The coding region runs from base 107 to 1144 and encodes 345 amino acids. NCBI's taxonomy places the organism in Eukaryota, Metazoa, Chordata, Actinopteri, Anabantiformes, Osphronemidae.
AAUGAUGACAUCACCAAACACUUAAAAUCCACCUGGGAACCCGUCUGGGAGACGAGCGGGGCAGCUUCACAACACAAACAAUAAAGAUACGACACCAGCAGCAGUCAUGUCCGUGAAUUACGCUGCUGGACUCUCACCGUACGCAAACAAAGGCGUCUGCGGACUUCCCGAGGUGUUUGAUAGUCCUGAGGAACUGAAGGUGAAGGUGGAGACUCUCGCUCAGUUGAUAAAAGAAUCCCAGUACUUGGUUGUCCACUCUGGAGCUGGAAUCAGCACCUCAGCAGGCAUUCCUGACUUCAGGGGUCCAAAGGGUGUGUGGACACUAGAAGAAAAGGGUGAGCUCCCCCACUUUGACAUCACAUUUGAAGAUGCCCGACCCAGCUUGACUCACAUGGCUGUUCUGGGCCUGCAGAGGGCUGGAUACCUGAAGUACCUCAUCAGCCAGAAUGUGGACGGGCUGCAUGUCCGGUCGGGCUUCCCCAGGGAUCUGUUAUCAGAGCUUCACGGAAACAUGUUUGUGGAGGAGUGUGAGAAGUGUGGCAGGCAGUACGUCAGAGAAAAGGUGAUUGGCGUAAUGGGUCUGAAACCAACAGGCCGCUACUGUGACUUUGUUCGCUCCAGAGGACUCAGAGCUUGCAGAGGGAAGCUGAUGAGCACCAUACUGGACUGGGAGGAUUCUCUUCCGGACAGAGACCUGAAUAAAGCAGAUAACGCCAGCAGACAAGCAGACCUGGCUCUGACGCUCGGCACGUCUUUGCAGAUUAAACCCAGCGCAGACCUUCCCCUCCUAACAAAGCGCAAAGGAGGCAAAGUGGUUAUUGUCAACCUGCAGCCUACCAAAUAUGAUAAACACGCCUACCUGUGUAUCCGUGCCUACGUGGACGAGGUAAUGAAACAGCUCAUGGAGUUGCUGGGGCUGGAUGUCCCAAAGUGGGAGGGUCCGACUGUGUGCGAGAGCGCCACAGCGCUGGAGACCAGCGCUGACGUUAAACCGGAACAUAAACCGGCGAAGGAGGAGCUGAGGAGGGACGUUUUUAAGGAGGAGAGGAAGCGAGAAGCGCAGGAUGACAGCGUUCAGGAGGAGAGCGUGUCAGUAAAGCGGGAGAGAGGAGACUCCCCUGUUGACAUGAAUGAGGAGAAAUAGCCUCAGGGGUCCUUUUUUUUUUUAUACUCCUAAAACAAACCCGUCCAAAAACCAAACUUUACAACCAAGGUUGUUUCCAUCAGCACUGGCCGGGGAGAAGACUGGUUACGUUGAUGCCCCAUUUCUUACACUCCUUACAGCAAUGACUGAUUCAGCUGAAGAACAGACAGAUGCUACAGGUGUACAUGAGGUGAAUCAAUUGAGAAUGUACCAAUGUAUGGACGUGGUGAGGCCCAACUGAUCCAACGUUUUACUUUAAUUCACUGGGAAAACCAGACAAGUCAAGACAAAAUCUGGAGCACGGAGUUAUAAAUAAAGCAGUUAAUAAGAUGCUUAAUGCUACUUUACUUUUAAUGGAAGCCUUAUUUAUAACUCCGUGCACCAGAUCUCAUUCUUACAGGUCAUUUCCUUACAGAACCUUUAGUUUAAUACUUAGUAGGUGUGAUUAUAAAGUGACCUAUUUUCUUUUUAUAGUGUUACCUAAAUAAUUAGGUUUUUCUUUUUCUUUGUCUCUGGCAUCGUUGUGCUGGUCUGACAAUAGAUGCCUCACCUGCUCUAACUACUCCACAUUCACAGUUUCCAGCGAAAAAUUUCUAUCUCAGGAAUAAAUGGACUUCAAAAUA